This is a messenger RNA of Ilex paraguariensis (yerba mate), 3275 nucleotides long. Lineage: Eukaryota; Viridiplantae; Streptophyta; Magnoliopsida; Aquifoliales; Aquifoliaceae. The record is from the annotation of a GenBank genome assembly.
AUGUCGAAUCCCCAAUUAUGCGAGGUCCUACCCGUUGGAAGAGAACUACUUGCCUCUAUAUUAGCUUUCAAGGAGUUUGGUUCUUGCACUGAAGCUCGAGAUUCUUUGCUGUCCAUUUUCUUAUAUAUCCAUUCCUCUAGUAUUGAGGAAUUGGAAUCUCAGAGUAGGCGGGAACACAAUGGAAACUACAGUCUUAUUCAUGCAUCUGAAUGGAAGAAAUGUCCUCCUUUACUAUGUUGCUGGACAAAGUUACUAAGGUCUGUUGAUUCAAAUGAUGUUCUACCAGUGUAUUUGGUUGAGGCUGUUGGUGCAUUGUCUUCUGGUGCUUUGCGCUAUUGCAUGGAAGGGGAAAAUUUGAACAUGGACAGGGUUGCUGCGGUGAAGUUUCUUUUUGGGGUUCCAUAUGAUAUGAGUGAGAUAGAUGGUUUUCCUGAAGAGAACAUGAAUUAUAUACAGGAACUAACAACCUUGAUAGGCUCAAAUAUGAGUGUUGAUGAUGAGUAUUCAGCUGCAUCUGAUAUGAACACAAUUUUGGACCAUGCGAAGGAGUCUGUGAAGUCAUUAUCCCUUCUGUUGCAAAAGCCUCUUGGCUCAGUAAAGUCAGAUGUGAUAAUUUCUAGUAUUAUUCCUUUCUCACCUAGUGAUGUUCCAGUGUCUUCGAAGAUACGUAAAAUUGCUGACGGAAGUGCUGAAAGGGUCGAAAAUUACAACUUAGGUGGAUUUGGAGAUAAAUUUUACUGGGAGUGCCCCGAAAAUUUGCGAGAGAGAUUGUCACAGGCGGCUCUUCCCUUGAAACGGAAAACAUCCUCCUUGGAGGGAACAAAUAGGCAUCCCAGAGGGGAGAAUGUUCCAGCUGAGACUAUGUCCCAAAGUUCUUUCUCUAGGGGUUCAGGACUCUCCAGUGCCCCUCCUGGCCCAACUAGAAGGGAUACCUUUCGGCAGCGAAAGCCAAAUACUAGCCGGCCUCCUUCAAUGCAUGUCGAUGACUAUGUUGCCAGAGAAAGAAAUGUUGAUGGUUCUAGUAGUACUAACGUAAUUGCCAUCCCACGAGUAGGAUCUACCAGUGGGAGACCUCCAUCUAUUCAUGUGGAUGAAUUCAUGGCCAGACAAAGGGAGCGUCAAAAUCCUGCGGUGAUGGCAGUUAGCAAUGCAGCAUCACAAGUGAAAACUGCCCCACCUGAAAAUGAUACAGAUUCGGAGAAAUUUAGUAAAUCUAAGCAGUUGAAACCCGAUCUUGAUGAUGAUCUUCAGGGUAUUGAUAUAGUGUUUGAUGGUGAGGAAUCAGAAUCUGAUGACAAACUGCCCUUUCCUCAGCCGGAUGAUAAUCUACAACAGCCUGCUUCUGUCAUUGUUGAGCCAAGUUCUCCACGUUCAAUUGUAGAAGAGACCGAGAGUGAUGCGAAUGAAAGCAGCCAGUUUUCUCACUUGGGAACACCCUUAGCAUCCAAUGUUGAUGGAAAUACUAAUAUUGAAUUUUCUUCAAGGAUAUCUGCUUCACGUCCGGAGAUGUCACUGACUCGAGAGCCAAGCAUUUCUUCAGAUAAAAAGUAUCGUGGGCAGUCUCAGAAUGUUCCUGUUAAGACUUCUAAUGGGUUUGAUUCUGCGGUAAUGGCAACUAGUUCUGGGCUUCCAGCUUCAGUAUAUAACAAGCCAUCUGGACCAUCUGUACACUUACCAAAUGAUUCUAGAAUGCCUCCACCUAAUUUCUAUAAUAGCCCACAACGAGCUGGUAUUGCACCCUCUAUUGGUUCUCAAGGAUUUUAUGACCAGAAAUUUCAGCCAAACCAACCUCCUUUACCCCCAAUGCCACCUCCACCUACAAUCUCACCUGUACCAUCUCAAACUCCAGAUCUGCUUUCAACUCAGUCAUCUCCUUUUGUUCACUCUAUGGUGGAUGUGCAGCCACCCCUGCCCCCAGGAUUCCAUGUCCACUCAGAGUAUCCUGCUGCAUUGAGUAUCAGUUCUACUUCUGCAGCUUCAUCCAGUCCCUUGCCAGAUUCCAAGUAUGCACGGACAUCCCUCUCUUCCCCUGGCGGAUCUGCUAGGCCUCCACCACCCCUUCCUCCUACACCACCCCCUUAUUCAGCCAACCCUUCUACUUUUCCAUCCUUAAGAACUCCUGCUUCCCAAGCCUCAGUUUACAGUCAGACUAAUGCUGGAGCAACCGAGCUUCUGCAUACCUCUGUUGCAUCUUCAAGUGAUGCUCGCCUGGGAAACCUUUCAGCAUCAGGGGCCAUACUAACUCCUUACCCACUACCUCCUCUAAUGCCACCUUUGCUUUUCAAUCGGCCAGCCUCUGUACCUAUUAGUCUCUAUGGAAGUAGUCCAAGCCUACACCCAGGGGAAAACCCAUCCAAUACCUCUCAGAACCUCCCAAUUCCUUUACCUUCCAUUCACUCCCUACAAUCUCUUGGUCAGUUACAGCCACUGCAGCCACCACAACUUCCUCGUCCUCCGCAGCCACCACAGCAUCUUAGGCCACCUAUUUCAGCUUCAUCACAGGCAGAGCAAGGUGUUUCUUUGCUACAGAACUCUGUUCCAGUGCAAGUGCAACAAUUACAGAUUUUGCAACAACCCCAAGUUUCUCCAAUACAUGUAUAUUAUCAACCUCAACAAGACAACUUUUCACAUACUAUGCAACAGCAGGUUGAACAACCUCGACCUCAAGUUCUGCAUCAGCAAGGGGAUGAACAAUCAGAUUCUGGAAUGUCAUUACAACAUUUCUUUAGUUCCCCAGAAGCUAUUCAGUCUCUAUUGGGUGACCGGGAUAAACUCUGCCAGCUUCUAGAACAACAUCCGAAGUUGAUGCAGAUGCUUCAGGAAAGGUUGGGCCAACUAUAGCAGCAUAUAUGAAGCCGAUGUAUAUCCUCAUUGUGGUCAUGCUUCUGCUUUCCCUUGGGGAACUACAGACCAAAUCAACUAACGAUCAAGUCAAACUUCUACUGCAGGAAACCCCACUGUUUAGGAAUGCCAAUCAUUCAUGUGCAGAAAAUGUGUUCUGCGCUGUAAUUUUUAGUUAUGUACUGUACAUUAUUUCAUGGAAAUGUAUGUAAGCUUAUUAGCAUUUCAUUUCCGAGUUGUAUUUAUCGGGUUUUUUUAACUUUCCUGGCUGCAAAUGUUGGGUAUAAUUUUUACGUAGUUUAAUUCUAGCUGUAGACAUGGAUUGUCACAAGCUGAAUUCUCCUCUGGGUAUAUUUGGGCUAGUGUAUGUUGUAUUAUUGUUGGAUGUAAAUCAUCUAACUGAACACAAUGGUGGAACACUGCAUGUUGUAAAU